Messenger RNA from Paramisgurnus dabryanus, 774 nucleotides. RefSeq names its product chymase-like. Gene Ontology annotation, biological process: proteolysis. The record is from RefSeq and is a predicted model, not a curated record. Gene Ontology annotation, molecular function: serine-type endopeptidase activity. Lineage: Eukaryota; Metazoa; Chordata; Actinopteri; Cypriniformes; Cobitidae.
AUGAGCAUCUUUUCGUUCAUAACUAAACUGCUACUGCUGCACUCCUGCACCCCAGGUGUCGGUGUUGUUAACAGUAAGGUGUCCAUUCCACACAGCCACCCAUACAUGGUCUACAUUCAUGACAAACAUACACCUUCAUCAUGCAGUGGAUUUUUGAUAAGAGAAGAUUUUGUGAUGACGACUGCCACUUGCAAUGGUAGACAUCUCAUGGUGUAUUUGGGUGUUAAUGACACAAAUGAUUUACCUGAGGGUAUAGAGGUCGAUGUCUUUCCACAUAAAGGUUUUGCAAACAAGCCAGGCGAUGACAUCAUGCUUCUAAAGCUGAAAACCCCAGCAACUCUGAAUGAGACUGUGAAUAUCAUUGCCCUGCCAGAAACUAAUAGAGAGAAAAUCUCAAGUAACUGCAUGGUCGUGGGUUGGGGCUGGCAGGAAUACAAUGAAAAGUCUCAAUCAAGUGUCCUAAAAGAAGUAAACAGGACUCUUUUAGACUCUAAAAAUUGUGCCACACCUCACACUUUAUGUGCUAAUGAAGUCCUGCCAACAAAGGGAGAUGGUGGUGGUCCACUUAUUUGUGGAAAUGUCCCAGAGGGCAUUGUGUCUUACAUACGGAAGGAGUCGAGUACGACCUACCUUACAAUGUAUACUAAAAUCUCUUACUACCUUCCAUGGAUUCAUGAAAUUCUAAAUGUACACAAACUAUGGAGGUCAAAGCUGGAUGCAUUUAAAAUAUCUGAUAUUAGAGUGUGUAUGAUUGUAAAAAUGACCAGUCCAUAA